Messenger RNA from Colletotrichum destructivum, 1108 nucleotides. Its product is annotated as Putative mycotoxin biosynthesis protein UstYa. Bases 120 to 908 code for a protein of 262 amino acids. Lineage: Eukaryota; Fungi; Ascomycota; Sordariomycetes; Glomerellales; Glomerellaceae. The record is from RefSeq and is a predicted model, not a curated record. The transcript has 6 exons. Gene Ontology annotation, biological process: mycotoxin biosynthetic process.
GCUAAUAAUCAAGGGCAACGCCGUCGACAAGUCAUCUGGCCCAACUCCCCCCGCACCAAAGGCUUAGGACUUGUCUCUUUUCUCGUACAUGCUGUCUCUUUCUCCCCCCCGACGCGACCAUGAACCCCUUUGUGGCCGACAAGACGACGAAAUACGACACGGCCGAAGAUGUCCCAGACAGUGAGAGUGAGGACCACCUUUCCUGGCGACACAACACCUCCUCCCCGGCCGUUGUGACUGUCUCGAGAGCGUUCUACUUCACAUCUCUGCUCUUGUUUGUGAUAUUUCCCAUCCUCGCCAUUGCCAUUGUCCUCCUUCACGGGAAACUUGAGGCCGGACGCAUCGACAGCGGCUUCCUUCAAGGCUUCCCUACCGAGUUGGACCCAGUCAAGAGUGUCUUGGCCAGCGAGACAGUUCGGUUCACGGGCGGUCUUCAUUACCACCCAAACGGAACCCUGUACCGGGAGACGAUCGCCGGCGAGCCUCAAUAUGUCGGCCCGCCCUCGCCCGAUAUUGACUUGGCGUGGGACACAUUGCUAAAAGGCCAAUACAUGAAUCUCAAUGGCAACGAAGCCUCCACCAUGGUAGGGCGAACUUGGAAAGAUGACAGUGGCAACUACGAAGUAGCUCUAGAUGUGAUGCACACCCUUCAUUGUGUGAACAAAAUCAGAAAGGCCCUGGACCCGGAGUACUACCAUGAAUCAGAGAGCCCCAGGAUCCACAGGAUGCAUGUCGACCACUGCCUCGACUAUCUCAGGCAGACCGUGCAAUGUCACGCGGACCUCACGCCAAUGGUGUUCAGCUGGUCCGACGACGCCGGCAGGGUCGUGGCCGACUGGAGAGAGCCUCACACGUGCCGAAACUUCAACCGCGUCCGGAGCUGGGCCGUGGACCACUUCCGGCCGUGAGAAUCACACUCCCUUUCAAGAUUGUAUAGAAUUAGGAAUUGCAGAGAAACAAACAUGCUGGCAUCCGUUUUUGGAGUUCCUAGAAGGGCAGAAGGGAUUUCUAACUUCUCUAACCUGGCUAGUUAUAGAGGCCAAGAGACAGAAAGUUCACUAUGUAACGAGGUUGCCUUCCUAGAUAUUUCUAGUAAAAAAAAGGAGAA